AUGGCCACUUCUUCAGUGAGGACGUUCCCAGUUGCCCUGUGGACACCAACGUCGGCUCCCUGGCUAGGAGGAAAUACCACGCCGGGGCUGGAGGCAAAGUGCGUCUUCGACGAGGAGUUCAAGUUCAUCCUGCUGCCCAUCUCCUACAGCAUCGUCUUUGUGGUGGGGCUGCCCCUCAACUCUUGGGCCCUGUGGAUGUUCAUCUCCAAAAUGAGGCCCUGGAACGCCACCACCACCUACAUGUUCAACUUGGCUGUCUCUGACACGCUCUACGUCCUGUCCCUGCCCACCCUGGUCUACUAUUACGCCGACCGCAACAAUUGGCCCUUCGGGACCUGGCUCUGCAAGAUCGUGCGCUUCCUCUUCUAUGCCAACCUCUACAGCAGCAUCCUCUUCCUCACCUGCAUCAGCAUCCACCGCUACGUGGGCAUCUGCCACCCCAUCCGCUCCCUGAAGUGGGUGAAGACCAAGCAGGCCCGCAUCAUUUGCGUGGCUGUCUGGCUCGUCGUCACCAUCUGCCUCAUCCCCAACCUCAUCUUCGUCACCACCAGCUCCAAGGGCAACAGCACCCUGUGCCAUGACACCACCAAGCCCGAGGAUUUCGACCACUACGUGCACUACAGCUCCUCCGUCAUGGCCCUGCUCUUCGGGCUCCCCUUCCUGGUGAUCGUUGUAUGCUACUGCCUGAUGGCCAAGAGGCUCUGCCAGCCCAGCUUCUCCAGCCCCAGCCCCCGCAUGCCCUCCUACAGGAAGCGCUCCAUCAAGAUGAUCGUCAUCGUGCUCACCGUCUUUGCCGUCUGCUUCGUGCCCUUCCACAUCACCCGGACCUUGUACUACACCUCCCGCUACUUCCAAGCCAACUGCCAGACCCUCAACAUCAUCAACUUCACCUACAAGAUCACUCGGCCCCUGGCCAGCAUCAACAGCUGCCUUGACCCCAUCUUGUACUUCAUGGCUGGGGACAAGUUCCGGGGGCGGCUGCGCCGGGGGCCACUCCAGCGCCUCCGGCCCGCACCUGCAAGCGACCUUUCCUUGGUGUCCCCCUCCAUGGACAACCUCAUGGGUAGCAGCCAUGCUGCUAGUGACACCCUAGGGACAGGGACAGCACAGAGCAGAGGCUGA
Messenger RNA from Indicator indicator, 1122 nucleotides. It is a transcript of the gene P2RY4, whose product is annotated as pyrimidinergic receptor P2Y4. The transcript has a single exon. The coding region runs from base 1 to 1122 and encodes 373 amino acids. Gene Ontology annotation, biological process: transepithelial chloride transport; G protein-coupled receptor signaling pathway. Gene Ontology annotation, molecular function: G protein-coupled purinergic nucleotide receptor activity; G protein-coupled UTP receptor activity. Lineage: Eukaryota; Metazoa; Chordata; Aves; Piciformes; Indicatoridae. Gene Ontology annotation, cellular component: plasma membrane. The record is from RefSeq and is a predicted model, not a curated record.